UAUCAUCCCUCUGCAAAAUUAAGUGGACUUUAUUUUUAAAUGUUCAUGUUGUUUGUACGAUAUCUAAUUAAUUAGUCCUAUUAUUUAAAACUCAAAACGAGUUAUAAUCAUCAAGACAAAUAUGGUGCUUGUGGAUAAAAAUCUUUGUAAGCACUGGAGAUGUGAGCGACUUUCUGAAACUACUAACUGCUAAUUGCAAAAGAAAAUUAAUAAUUAUUAGUAUUAGUCACAAAGUAAGCAAAUUCUUUUUAAAAUAUUGUUACAAUAUCCCACAACAAAAGACACUGUUCAAUCGUAAUCUAUGUCAGGAUAAUAGUAAUACAGUAUAGAAAAGAAAAGGGCGUGUCCAAUCGCUCCAUUUUGCCCCCUUUAAUAUGGCGGCGACUCCAACGUAUAAUGCAUUCUAAAAUGCGGCAUUUACGUUUCUAUGUUUAUGACGGUUCCUAGUUGCCAUGGAGACUGUUUCGUUCUGGAGUGCUCCAGGCAGACUCUUUUCUGUACAUUUCACUUUUGGACCCAAGUCGAAUAGAAAAUGAUUUAUGUUUAUAGAAUGAAGAAAUAAUCGUUGAAAAAUACUAGUUAAUUUUUUUAUAUGACGUCAUGCUACACGGGAAUUCAAAUUUUGUAAGAUAUUCUCCGUGUUCAAAACAGGCGCAUUUUGAUGGCGACGAGCAACACGACGAUGCCUUGCAUGAACUCCCUUCUUUUUUUGUUUUAACUUUUCAGAGGUAUGAGGGGGAAACCAGAGAUGGACAGUUCCACGGGAGAGGGAGUGCCAAGUUUAAAGGGGGCCACACUUACAAGGGUACGUUCUCUUUUGGCACUAUGCACGGAAAUGGUGUGUUCACUUGGGCCGACAAGGUGACAUACGAGGGGGAGUUUGUGCACAACAUGCCGAUGGGCCAAGGCAAGUACACCUGGCCGGACGGCAGUUCUUACGAAGGCGACGUGUGCAACGGGGUCAGGCAUGGCUGCGGAACUCAAAAAAGUGGCAACGUUACCUACAAGGGCCAGUGGAAUCACAGCAAGAGGCACGGAAAGGGGACUGUGUAUUAUGACCAGGAGGAGACGUCUUGGUACAGAGGCGACUGGGUGAUGAACGAGAGAGAGGGAUGGGGAGUAAGACGCUACCCGUCCGGUAACAUUUAUUUUGGUGAGUGGAAGCAUAAUUUGAGAAAUGGAGAUGGCACUAUGAGGUGGCUGAAUCAGGGCCAGCUCUACAUUGGGAACUGGCACGACGGAGUCCAGCAAGGCCACGGCACACACGUGUGGCUCAUGAAGCGGAGCGAACCCGGAGCCGAAUUCCGUCCCAGCAAUCAGUACACGGGGAAUUUUUUCCAGGGUUACAGGCACGGACCGGGAACCUUUUACUACGCCGGGGGUGCCCUCUAUGAGGGAGGAUGGCAGGACAAUAAAAAACACGGGAAGGGGAAAGUUACCCUCAAGGACGGCUAUGUCUUUGAAGGACAAUUCCUAAAUGACAAAAUGAUGACCCCCAUUAUGACAGCAAACCAAGCCCCCGUUCUACAUGGCACAGACGAAUCUUGUCUUGGACCGGACAUGACUGUCAACAUCGAUUGCGCUUUGGAGAAAAUCCCUGGGAGAAAACACGAAAUUGAGCAUAAACAGGUGCGGUUUGUGCUGCUGAGGCACAAGACCGAGCUGAGGUCCAUCUACCGUUUCUACAGCCGACUGGGCCAACCUCAGAUUCCAGGUGGCGCCUUCCUGCUGUCCCGCAUGCAGCUGUGGCGCUUCCUCAAGGACUGCUUCGUCCACCACCGGGGCGUCACCUUGGCGGAGCUCGACCUUUUUAUACGGGAUAACCCGGACCCGGCAGAGGUUCACUCCCCCUUCACUCCCAUCAUGCUCAGUCGGUUCCUCAGCUGCCUUGUGAUCAUCGCCUACCACAUCUACCACAAGGAAAUGGCGUCAUCGAAUCACCUUCUGGCUGCGUGCUUCUCCAAACUGUUGACAGAAGACAUAUUUCCACACGCCAAGAAUGUAAAAGGCUUCCUUUUUAAGCCACCAGAGCGAACCAUUAUGGCUGUGGACUUCCUCGGAAAAUGCUGGAAGGUGCAUCAGGCCUACUGCAGGGUCAACAAAGCCCCGAGGGAUGACAGCACCAUGACAAACCGCCACAUACUAUGGAUGUACAAGGAUCUCAACCUUUACGACAGCGAUUUGACCAUCGUGAGGGUAAUGGAGAUCAUCUCCGCAGAGACCCUGGACCCCAGCAACCUGUCGGCCUGCAUGGAAAACGAGAUUACAUUUCUGGAAUUCUUUGAGGUUCUUCUUGGCUGUGGCGAGGUGAAGUGUCAGCAGAUGACGGGUCCUUACCCCAAGAUUGGACCAUCUAAAUCCUCUUCAGCACUGGCACGUCAGUGGCAUCAAACCCUGGCCCAAGACCGUGAACUGGAUGCUUGGAGUCAUAAAAUCCAUCACUUUUUUAAACAUAUAUUCUUCCCUGCUGUUGCCCUCCUUCAUAUAAUGUGAUGACCAAGAAAUU
This is a messenger RNA of Syngnathoides biaculeatus (alligator pipefish), 2506 nucleotides long. It is a transcript of the gene rsph10b, whose product is annotated as radial spoke head 10 homolog B. Bases 601 to 2493 code for a protein of 630 amino acids. The record is from RefSeq and is a predicted model, not a curated record. NCBI's taxonomy places the organism in Eukaryota, Metazoa, Chordata, Actinopteri, Syngnathiformes, Syngnathidae. The transcript has 17 exons.